UGCGUCAGCAAUCUCCCCUGUAAUCUCUGCCGCUAUGUUCGUUUCGAUUGUUUUUAGUUUUCGGUUGUUGUGCCGGUGAAUUGCAUUCGGAGGAACGUCAUUUUAAAGAUUAUUGUGGUUAUUACAUCCCCGAGAGGAGUGCAGACAUGGGAGUAACUGUAUUGCAACAAUUUCCUACAAUGGAGAAUCGUACAGGUCCCCAGACCAUCGAAUUCUUGACGAAGAGAAUUCUAGCCCUCGGUGCUGUGCAAAGUGGUCACUUCCUGGUGGAUUGCGAGACUUAUAUGUCAAUUCCCCAAUUUCCUGUUCAAAGGACCGUACACGUGCUACACAAUUCCGAACAACCGGCAUCAGUAUUUGCAAUUUUAGAAUCUGGCUCUAAAAUUGUACCACUUAUCGCCGACGGCCUCUUUGAUCUUCUGAUGUUAAAAAUCGGUGCAAUAUACACGAGCAAGAAACAGACGAAAAUUGAAUCCAAAGGUCCGAGAUUUGAAAUUGGUGAUUUCUGCGUUAAACUGGGAAGUGUCACCAUGAGUCAGAAUUUCAAAGGAGUGCUUGUUGAGGUGGAAUACAGACCCUGCGUAUUACCCAGUGCCACUUGGGAACUUAUGCGAGAAUUCCUGCAAGGCUUUCUUGGGGCAACUGUUUCGAACCAACCCCCUCAGUAUUUACAGAAUCGCAUGAAUGAAAUUUACCAACCUAUGGACACCAUACAGCAAUAUUUAGAACAUUUUGGACAAUAUCGGAAGACAACUGGUGUCAUUUAAAUUUUACGAAAUCAAUAAUUCCGAUAUGUGAUUUUUUUGAGUAGUUUUUUCAUGUAAAAUAGAAUAAAAUUAGUUUUUUGUAUAAAAAAUAAAUUAUUGGCGUUUUGAAAGUCUUUUAUUACUUCGCUUAAAUUAUCCUCAUGAAUCAAGAAAAAAUGUAAUAAAUAAAAAUAAUAAUAAAAAUAAAUGACACAUAA
Molecule: messenger RNA, 964 nt
Organism: Diachasmimorpha longicaudata
Lineage: Eukaryota; Metazoa; Arthropoda; Insecta; Hymenoptera; Braconidae
Gene: MED20
Product: mediator of RNA polymerase II transcription subunit 20
Exons: 5
Coding region: 147-767 (206 amino acids)
Biological process (GO): regulation of transcription by RNA polymerase II
Cellular component (GO): mediator complex
Molecular function (GO): transcription coactivator activity
Source: RefSeq, a predicted model, not a curated record